Messenger RNA from Alexandromys fortis (reed vole), 2663 nucleotides. It is a transcript of the gene Maneal, whose product is annotated as mannosidase endo-alpha like. The record is from RefSeq and is a predicted model, not a curated record. Gene Ontology annotation, cellular component: Golgi apparatus. Lineage: Eukaryota; Metazoa; Chordata; Mammalia; Rodentia; Cricetidae. The coding region runs from base 31 to 1395 and encodes 454 amino acids. Gene Ontology annotation, molecular function: alpha-mannosidase activity. The transcript is spliced from 4 exons.
UAGCGCGGUGGCCGGCACCGCGGCAAAGACAUGGCCCGGCGGCGGCGCCGCGCCUGCAUCGCCCUCUUCCUGGUGCUGCUCUUCGCCUUCGGCACGCUCAUGGGGCUGCGCACGCUCAAGGCCCCGGACGGGCUGCCCGCGCUGGGCCCGGGCCCGGAGCUAGCGCCCUUCGAGCGGCGUCCGGAGGGGAAUCCCGCGCCCGCCCGCGCCCCGGCCGCCCCCGCCGCUCCGCCGCCCCCGCCGCCCCCGCCGCGCUCCGCCGCUCCCCGAGCCUCGCUGGGCCCCGCCGAGGCCGAUCCCGCGCCCCGGCAGAGCCUGCGCGUUUACUCCGAUCUGCACGCCUUCUAUUACUCGUGGUACGGGAGUCCGCGGCGCGAGGGCCACUACAUUCACUGGGACCAUGUCAUGGUGCCGCACUGGGACCCCAAGAUCUCGGCCAGCUACCCGCGUGGCCGCCACAGCCCUCCAGACGACUUGGGCUCCAGCUUCUACCCAGAGUUGGGGCCCUACAGCUCACGGGACCCCGAUGUGCUCCGAGAGCACAUGACCCAGCUCAAAGAAGCCGCCAUCGGAGUCUUGGUUCUUUCCUGGUAUCCACCUGGCAUGGCUGAUGAUAACGGGGAGCCCUCAGAUGAUCUGGUACCUGCCAUUCUGGACACUGCCCAUCAGUACAACAUCCAGGUGGCCUUCCAUAUCCAACCCUACAAGGGCCGGGACGACGUCACUGUUCAUGACAACAUCAAGUACAUCAUUGACACGUAUGGCUCCCAUGGUGCAUUUUACCGUUACAAGACCAGCAUGGGCAAGAGCCUCCCACUCUUUUAUAUCUACGACUCCUACCUGACAUCCCCUGAGGCCUGGGCCCACCUCCUGACACAAAACGGGCCCCACUCGAUCCGCAACACCCCCUAUGAUGGGGUCUUUAUAGCGCUGCUGGUGGAGGAGGGCCACACCCAUGACAUCCUUGCCGCGGGAUUUGAUGGGAUGUACACUUACUUUGCCUCCAAUGGCUUCUCCUUCGGCUCCUCCCAUCAGAACUGGAAGGCUGUGAAGAACUUCUGUGAUACCAACAACCUGAUGUUCAUUCCUAGCGUGGGGCCUGGGUACAUCGACACCAGCAUCCGGCCCUGGAACAACCACAAUACUCGCAAUAGGGUCAAUGGCAAGUACUACGAGACAGCCCUGCAGGCGGCCCUGACUGUGAGGCCCGAGAUUGUCUCCAUCACCUCUUUCAAUGAGUGGCACGAGGGUACACAGAUCGAGAAGGCUGUUCCCAAGAAGACGCCAACUCGUCUGUAUCUGGACUACCUGCCCCACCAGCCCAGCCUGUACCUGGAGCUGACCCGCCGCUGGGCAGAGCACUUCAUCAAGGAAAAGGAGCAGUGGCUGAUGUGAGGGGCUACUACUCAAACCUCAUUAGGUCACCAAGCUGGUUCAGAUGAGGAAUAGGCACAUGCUAGUGGGUAUAGCAUGUAGCCAGUGGGUGCUUGUGGAUGGGCCAGCUAGCUCAUGUACAACAAAGCCCGGCCCUUGGACUGGUGGUGCUGGGGCGAAGGGAAGCAAGGCUUGAUGAAGGAGGCUGGCAGGAAGCGGCACAUGGCUCAGGGCAGCUCCACGUCAUUUAGCUUUCUUUCGGCUGUGGCAGGUUGUAGUGUAGUUGCCAGCCACUGUGCUUAAAAGGGUCUCAGGGUUCUGAGCUAGCAUGCCCCUGCUUCCUUUGGACAGCCUACAUCUCCUCAGGCACCUUUCUUUUUCUGCUGAAUACAGGGAACGGUAUUUGACUUCAGAAGGGGACUUUAAGGUCUUUCCAGUCCAUUUCUGUGACCCUUUACCAGGAAACACUGAGCACCCACUCAUUACUAAGCAUCUUAUGGUCAGGUGCUGGGAAAUUUGGUCAGCGUUCCCUUCUGGAGCUUCCAGGAGCUCACUUUUGGUGUAGCUACGCAGCUAGCACCCUGGCUGUUUUGCUCUUUGUAGCUACACCCAGGCCUGGAAGUUCAACUAUUUUCCUCCAAGAAAAUAGCUCUGCUUCAGAGCCUCUCCUGAUGAACAUAGAGCCGCAGAGGACUAGGUCCCUCCCUCCCUCUGGCUAUCUAGGCUGGGGAGGCCACACAUUAAGGCCACUCAGUGCUACUACAAUUUGUAUUAAACAUGAAGUAGUGUUUGCCAGUCCACGUUCCUCUUGCUGCCCUCUAGGUCAGACUGUGACAAAUUAGUGUAUGUCUGGGCUGGCUAGUUUUAGCACAAUGGAGAUGGGCUUGCUUAAAUGACUAGUUCAUAUGAUUUCUAGAAGGAAGUUAGCAAGCCAGUACUUAUUUAUAAACAAACUAAUGUUAAUUGCAAGGAUCCUUGUUAAAGUACAUGCAAUGGAAUAUUUUUCAGCAAGGUUCUCAAAUACACUUGAGGUGUUCACUGGAAACUACUGUACUGGUUUAGAGGCUAAGGCUGAGCCAUGACUCUGGGAAGAGGAAGCAGCAGAGGAGAUGAAGUGGAAUACAGGUCAUUUCGAGGACAACCAGUCCAUUUACUGAGAGAUGAGCAGGGCUGGUCACCUGGACUGUAGCUUAGUUGAGAGGGCUGGAUUUUUACCAGUGCUAAUUUCAUUUCAUACAUACACAGCUUGGACACAGUAAGGCAAGCAGGAAGGGGCUGGCAUCUUCAAU